GUCGUUUUCUACUGUUGCAGUACUACGUGCGGCAGUCGGAAUUUGCCCGAAUCUCCGUGCAGUGAACAUUAAGGCAGUGAAGUUAGCAAAUUUGUUCAUAAUUUGUUCUAAGCGAUGGGAAACGUUUCAUUACCUGAAUUAAGAUCGAACAUUUGCAUUACCCUAUCCUGAGGCAUCCGUGUUAAGCAAACAUUUACAGCAAAAACAAUGUCGCUCGCCUAUUCCCAGCAGUCACAGCAAGCGUCGAAUCCGGGUGGUGGACGUGGCGGUAAUCCACCAAAUCGUGGUCAGGGACCGCCCCCGAGCUCCAUGCAUAUACAGAAGAUAUUGGAUGAAAAUGCGGGCCUAAUACAGACGAUACAGGAGUUUCAGUUUGCUGGCAAAUCGAGCGAAAGCAUGUCGUACCAGGUGGCACUGCACCGAAACCUCGUCUAUUUGGCGAAUCUGGCCGAUCCGCAGCAGAACGUGUCGUCGUUACUACCGCCACCCCAAAUGCUGCAUGCGAUUCAGCAACAACAGCAACAACAACAGCAGCAGCAACAACAACAGCAACAGCAACAACAACAACCUCCACCGCCAACACACGAUGGCAGCAUGAUGGGCCAGGGUCCUGUUCAGCCGGGAAUGCCGGGCUAUCCGCAACCCGGCCAAGCGCCACCGGGUGUUGGAAUGGGUGGUCAACAACCGCAGCAGCAGCAGCAGCAGCAAGGUCAGCCGCACGCGAGCAACGGUGUGGUGCCGACGGGGCAGCAGCACAACCCACACGCACCACCGAAUCCGUCCGCCGGUGGUAUGCAGCAGCCAGGCCAGCAGGCCGGUGUACCGGGUAACGUUGGACCCGGUCACGGGCAGAACGCGGUCUCGCAGGUUCCAAAUCAACCAGGACAAAACGUGGUGAUGGGUGGUCCGGUUGGCGGUAAUCAGCAAGGUGGAUACCGCGCGCCUGGUACUAGUGGACCGAUGCCACCAACAUCGAACGCACCUGUGGUCGGUGGCCAGCAACAGCAGCAGCAGGGUCUCGUGAACCAGCAAAAUGCUGGUCCGGGUGGAGCGAUCCGUGCGCCGGGCAUUCCCGGUCCGGGUGGACAACAACAGCAACCGGCCAGCCAGCCAUUGCCACCCCAAACGUCGGGUUAUCAGCAGCGUGCUUCGUACAAUGUGCAGCACUCACAUUAUCCGGGAUAUCCGCCACCAAAUCAAGCACCGUACGGUGCCCAGACCGGAUAUUCUCCGUACGGUGGUCCACCGAACCAGGUGCAGGGUUACGGACCGCCCCAGGCAGGCACCCCGCAGGGCUACCACCAUGCGGGUGUACCACCGGCCGGUUCGACCGGUGGUCAAGUGCCACCGGUGCAGGGUUCACCGUAUCCGGGUGCCGCCGCAGGACAACAUCCUGGUGCGGGUGGAGCUGGUGCUGCGGGUAGUGGCGCUGGACCGGGUGCGUAUCAGCAGGGCAUACCGCCCGGUGCCCCGAAUGCCCAACCACACGUAGGCUACGGUCCGCCUGGACAACCACCGGUCCAGUAUCCGCCCCAGGGUGGACCUGGUGGACCUCCGCCGCCGCACGGUUAUCCCGGUUAUCCGGGGGCCGGUGCCGGCGCGGGAGCCGCUUCCGCUGCCGGUCCAAAUGGACCGUACGGUCAACCGGCCGGUCCCGGUCAGCAGGGUCAUCCACCACAAGGUCAGGUAGGCGGCUAUCCCGCCCAGUCUCCUGGCUAUCCGAUGCCACAACAACCCCAAUACCCGACGGGUUACCCCGGAACCGGCCCACCGAAUACGGCCGGACCUAUUCCGACCAGCGUUGGUGGAGGGGCCGGUCAGGCGGUUGCGGCGGGUGCUGGUGGUGCAGUCGCGGGACAACCAUCCGCAUAUCCGGGUCCGCAACAGCAGCAGCAACCCGCACAGACAGCAGUUACCGCCGGCGGUCCAGGUGUACCGUCGUCCGCCAUACCGGCAACCACUACCUCCUCCUACCCGACGGCCAACCCGGGUGGUGUGUCGGUUGGUGCCGGCUCAAUGCCCCCCGGCGGUUCGUACAACACACAGCCACCCAACGCGCAGCAGCAGCAGCAACAACAGCACGGUCAACCACCGGUUUCAAGCUAUCAACAGCAACAGCAACCGGCAGGAGCCGUUGUUCCUGGACAGCAGCAGCAGCAACAGCAGCAAGGUGCCCCGGGACCAGCGGGACCGGGUGUCUACCCACCCCAUCCACCCUACCACCAGCAGUCGUAUGCACCGUUGCCCGUCCCACAGGGCCAGUAUCCUCCCGCCCAAACUGGCUAUCCGCAGUAUCCGCAGCGUCCACCGAACACCCAGAUGCCGCCACCCGGUCCGCAGGGUCCACCACCGCAAGGUGCCUAUGGAUACUACGGUCAGCCACCUCAGUAAAGUAGGAAAAGCUUCGAAGUUUUAUUUCCUCUCCUUCCUAUAUAUCUCUCUCUAUCAGUUAUUAACCGUGUUGACGAUUUCUGAUUAAUCAGAACGAUUCAACUACAUUUGUAUAAAAGUAAAAAUGUAACAUAGAAGUGUGUCUGUGUGCUCUGCGUCUGGGUUACAAGACGUGAUUUCGAAUCGCACUUGAACAGACGUUGAAAACCCUUUACUACAUCCAUAUUCGCUUUCAGAUAAUUCUAUACUGCAAGACACGACCCUACUCGUUUGCAACUCGUUUUAUGUUGCAGUUUGUGAAGAAGGUUUUUACAAUUAGUUUUAGAUAGUUUUAGUUCCCGGCAUAGGAACCUUUCAUACUUAUCAUUAACCCGUCUGCAGUUUGCAAUUACAAUCGUGAAGUUAAGGUGGAUUCGGGCAUACGGAUAUUGUAUACAGUCAUUUCCCGAGUUA
Messenger RNA from Anopheles moucheti, 2844 nucleotides. RefSeq names its product calcium-binding protein P-like. NCBI's taxonomy places the organism in Eukaryota, Metazoa, Arthropoda, Insecta, Diptera, Culicidae. The coding region runs from base 208 to 2391 and encodes 727 amino acids. The transcript is spliced from 4 exons. The record is from RefSeq and is a predicted model, not a curated record.